This is a messenger RNA of Dermatophagoides pteronyssinus (European house dust mite), 1474 nucleotides long. RefSeq lists its product as uncharacterized. The record is from RefSeq and is a predicted model, not a curated record. Lineage: Eukaryota; Metazoa; Arthropoda; Arachnida; Sarcoptiformes; Pyroglyphidae.
CGCAACCGAAAAAAAAAACAAAUUUCAAACAGCUUUAAUAUCUUUAACCUUAAUCGCUAAUAGUAAAUCAUCAUUCGUUCGUAAUUGAUAUUUAUCAACAUUGAUGAAAAUGUCGAUGACAGCUACAAAUAAUAAUAAUAAUAAUAAUAAUGACAACAUUAACGGUGAACAACAAGAUCUUACAUCGUAUCUGAAAUCAAUGUUCAUCGAAUUGAACGGUAACAUUAAUGAUGUACAUUCGAAUUUACAACCACAGCCACAACAAACAUCAAAUAGUGCCAUCGAUAAGAUCAUUGUGAAUGGUGAUGGCAGUGUUAUUUCAAACUCCGAUGUCAAACACAGAGAUGAUUGUAGCCGCCAACAACAACAAUGUGAAACAAAAAAAUCUGAAUUAACAAAACCGUUCGUCAUCACCAAUGUUGGCGUUCAACAAAUAAUUGACGAUAAUAAUAACAAUGUUGUUGCGGUCACUGAUGAUGAUGAUGAUGAUAGUCGUAACAAAAUCGAAACAAAAAAUACGAAAGAUACAUUAAAUAAAAUUAAUGGUUCUUGUGCUUCGACUGUUCAAACAAAUAAUUCGAGCACUUCAUCACUAUCAUCAUCAUCAAUGAUGAUGAACGAAGAGAAAAACAAUCAAAGCAUUAUCCUAAACAGUAAUGAUCAAAAACAGGAUAUAGUAAGUAAACAGCAGCCAAAAGAGCCGUUUAAUGACCAGAAUCAGAAACAAAAUCAAAAUGAUAGUCUUACUGAUAAUAAUAAUAAUAAUCUUGGUAAUAAUGAUGAUCAUCAUCGAAAAAAACAAGAGCCAAACAAAAUUAAACAUACGAAUGAUCAUGGUGAUGAUGAAAAUGAUGAUGUUCAAACAAAUACAAGUUCUGAUCAAAUACAAGCACGAGAAAAUUUUAUUGUUGAAUUGAUGCAAAAAAUAGACAAUCGAAAAAAUCAUGAUGAUCAACCUUUCAAUACAGAUAAUAAUGAUAAUCCAACUACAAUUGAACAACAUGAAUCUUCUGAAAUCGAUGAAAAUUUACAAUUGAAUAAUCUCGAAUCGUCAUCUUUAUCAUCAUCGCCUGCAGAAAAUCAAUCGAACGAAUCGGGCAUACAUUCAACUGAAUCAGGAUGUAGCAGUGUUAGUCAAGUGGAAAUAUCAUCCAUUAAUUCAGUCGAAACAAACAACAGCAAUAAUGGCGUUAAUCAACGAUCAAAUGAUCCAGAUAAUCAGAUUUACAGCCGAUCAACUAGUAUGGUCGAAGUUUUUGAUAGUGAUACUAUUCCAGUAAAUAAACAAAAAAUAUCUAAUUUUCGUUUCGAAUCAUUGAAACAAGAACGUCCAGUAACCAGAACUCGUGUAAAAGAAUUACGUGAAUUCUGGAAUAAUCGUUCUUUGAUUGAUAAAGCUACACAAAAUAAUAAAUAGUAAAACACACAUGACAAAAUGGCAAUUUUUAUUUAAAAAUUUUUAUAAUGAUUUAUU